AUGGCUCAAUUUUCGAACAAAGCAGAAAAAUUAUCGCUCGGUGACGAUUAUGAUCUAUCGAAACCUAUUGAUUCUGCCUCGGGUCUCCGUCAGGGGCUGACAUCUUACGGCGACGCCCAUUUUUCACUUUUCCUACGCAAGGUCUUCAUCAAGGCACUCGGAUAUAGUGAAGAUGCCCUUUCUAGGCCCAUUAUUGGCAUUAUCAACACCUACUCUGCUCUCAAUCCGUGUCAUGCAAACGUCCCACAACUCAUUGAGGCAGUCAAACGAGGUGUCCAGCUCAAUGGCGGUCUUGCUGUAGACUUUCCCACUAUUUCUGUACACGAGUCAUUCUCUUCUCCCACCAGCAUGUUUCUCAGAAAUCUCAUGAGUAUGGAUACUGAGGAAAUGAUUAAAGCGCAGCCAUUAGAUGCCUGUAUUAUGAUUGGAGGCUGUGACAAGACAGUCCCUGCUCAGUUAAUGGGUGGGAUAUCAGCAAACAAGCCAGUUUUACCUUUGGUGACCGGACCUAUGAUGCCGGGGAGUUACAAAGGCAAGCGUCUUGGGGCGUGCACUGAUUGCCGGAACAAUUGGGCUGCUUACAGAGCUGGCACCAUUGAUAUGGAAGAUAUUAGCAUGCUCAACGAAGAAUUAGCACCAACUGCUGGAACUUGUGGUGUAAUGGGAACAGCAAGCACGAUGGCCUGUAUCACAGCGGCGCUGGGCUUCAUGCCACUUCGCGGUGCUUCAGCACCAGCAGUGUCAUCAACUCGCCUCAGGAUCGCGGAAGAGACGGGAGCAAACGCAGUAGCAGCUGCAGUCUCCAGGCGCACUCCGCAAGAAAUGCUCUCGAAGGAGUCCUUUCUCAACGCUAUUACUGUCCUCCAAGCUAUUGGAGGUUCGACAAACGCUGUGGUGCAUCUCAUGGCAAUCGUGAACAGGCACCCCAAGCUCCACGGCGAAAUUACUUUAGAGACCUUUGACGAAAUAGGAAGGAAGGUUCCUCUACUGAUCGAUUUAAAGCCUAGUGGAGAUAACUAUAUGACCGAUUUUCAUAAUGCGGGUGGCAUGCUCGGCCUACUGCAUACCUUACGGCCCUUGCUUCAUCUUUCAGCAAUGACAAUUACUGGCAAAACUUUAGGAGAAGUGCUUGAUGCCUCACCCUUCAGUACUUUCCCAUUCUCUUCUGAGAUUAUCCGUCCACUGUCAAACCCUCUCUACCCCUGCUCAUCAUUAGUUAUCCUCCGUGGAAAUCUCGCGCUAAAAGGAGCAGUCAUGAAGGCAUCCGCAUCGAAAGACCGGCGCCUUCUCCAACAUUCCGGUCCUGCCGUUGUUUUCAAGAAUUCUGCUGAUCUAGCAAAACGCAUUGAUGAUCCAAACCUCUUGGUUACUAAAGAUUCCGUCCUAGUUCUCCAAGGGAUUGGACCAAUUGGUAACCCGGGUAUGCCGGAAGCAGGACUUAUCCCAAUACCGAGGAAACUGGCGGCAGCGGGUGUAUCAGAUAUGUUGCGUCUUUCUGAUGGGAGGAUGUCAGGGACGGCAGGAGGGACUAUUGUGCUUCAUAUCUCACCCGAGUCAGUGAUUCCCACGUCGGUUUUGGGGGUGGUGAGGGACGGGGAUAUUAUUACAUGCGACAUUGGCAAACGACUUCUAAAACUCGAGGUUGAUGAGGAAGAGAUCGCACAAAGAAUUGCCGAAAGGCAGAUACUUGUUGAAUUGGAAAAAAAGACGAGCGGAGAGACAGGAGUAUGGAAAGAACGGGAGUUUAGACGCGGAUAUCGGGGAUUAUAUGAGCGCUGUGUAAAUCAGGCCGAGAAAGGAGCCGACUUUGACUUCUUGACCGCUGCUGGUCCAGCACGUACAGAUUACAUGGAGUAA
Molecule: messenger RNA, 1857 nt
Organism: Trichoderma virens Gv29-8
Lineage: Eukaryota; Fungi; Ascomycota; Sordariomycetes; Hypocreales; Hypocreaceae
Exons: 3
Coding region: 1-1857 (618 amino acids)
Molecular function (GO): hydro-lyase activity
Source: RefSeq, a predicted model, not a curated record